GUUUUCGAAACAAUUUAAAAUGGCGACACGGAAAACAGACGUGUGUUUUCUUAUUCUUUUCAGUUUUUCUAUGAUUUCAACUUCCCAUGGGUACAUAGAGGGACUUUAUUGUGGAGUAGAAAAUUGCUAUGAUGUUCUUGGUGUGGAUAGAGAAUCAGCCAGGACUGAAAUCUCCAAGGCAUACAGAAAACUGGCAAGGAAAUGGCAUCCAGAUAUGCACAAAAAGAAGGAUGCCAAGGAGAAAGCAGAGGUGGAAUUCAAAAGAGUCGCUAAUGCUUACGAGAUCCUGAAAGAUGAGGAGAGUAGGAAAGAUUAUGACUACAUGUUGGAUAAUCCAGAUGAGUUUUAUUCUCAUUACUACCGCUACUAUAAACACAGGGUGGCACCCAAGGUUGAUGUCAGAAUUGUACUCGCUGUCACAAUAUCAGUCAUCUCGGUCAUACAGUAUUGGUCAGCAUGGAACAACUACCACACUGCAAUUAAAUACCUGGUGACAGUUCCCAAGUACAGACUACAAGCCCAACAAAUAGCUAAGAAAGAAGGACUCCUGAACACGCAGAAAAAGAGGGACAGAUCAAAAUCUAAGGAGGAAAUCCGUGAAGAGGAAGAGGCAGUGCUGCGUAAUAUAGUUGCAGAAAAGAUGGAUAUAAAAGGUGGCUAUAGCAAGCCAGAUAUAUAUGGUGUGUUGUGGUUGCUCAUUUUAUUCAGCCCUUACUACUUAGUGAUGUAUAUCUACUGGUACGCCAGGUGGAUAUGGAAGUUCACUAUAUGUAGACAAGACUAUGGGGAGGAGGAACAAAUAUAUAUUAUUAGAAAAUAUAUGAAACUCUCACAGAGCCAAUGGGAUGCUCAAGAUGAAUCUGAAAUAGAAUACUUUUUAGAAUCUGAACUUUGGAUAAAAGAGAAUUUUCUGGAAUGGAAACAGCAAAAGGAAGAAGAGAUGAAAAUUAAACUAGCUGAAAAUUCCAGACACAAGAUGUAUAGAAGAUACAUGAAAAUGCAUGGACCAAGCCAAAUGACAUUUGGACCAGAAUAACAUAGAUAUAUUCCUAGGAUCUUAAAAUAAUUCAAAUA
Molecule: messenger RNA, 1074 nt
Organism: Owenia fusiformis
Lineage: Eukaryota; Metazoa; Annelida; Polychaeta; Sabellida; Oweniidae
Source: the annotation of a GenBank genome assembly